Molecule: messenger RNA, 922 nt
Organism: Lucilia sericata (common green bottle fly)
Lineage: Eukaryota; Metazoa; Arthropoda; Insecta; Diptera; Calliphoridae
Product: chymotrypsin-2
Exons: 1
Coding region: 104-907 (267 amino acids)
Biological process (GO): proteolysis
Molecular function (GO): serine-type endopeptidase activity
Source: RefSeq, a predicted model, not a curated record
CAUUUUGCAAGAAAACCUUCAAGUGAAAAGUAAUUUAGAUUGAAAUUAACCAAAAAUAAUUAACUAGAACACAAGUGUAUCAAACAGAAUUAAAAUAAUCAAAAUGAAAGUGUUUAUUACUAUUUUAUUGAGUUGUGCGGCUAUAUUGAGCUGUGAAGGCCGCGGUAUACCACAAGAACAAUUGCAAAAACUGCAACGCCAAUUAAUAGAGACACGUAUUAUUGGCGGCUCUGAGGCUACAGAGGGUUUAUUGCCCUAUCAAGUUUCCAUACAAAAUACUUUUGGUGAACAUGUUUGUGGUGGCGCUAUUAUUGCCCCAGAAUGGAUUCUAACUGCUGCUCACUGUUCGGAAUGGCCUAAACAAUAUUUGAAAGUGGUUACCGGUACCGUUAAUUGGACUAAACCCGAUGCUGAAUAUUUGGUAGAAGAUAUGAAGGUACAUUGUUUGCACGAUAAGCCUAUGUAUCACAAUGAUAUUGCCUUGGUGCGCUUAAACAAACCUAUUGUCUAUAAUGAACUAACUCAACCCAUUAAACUGGCUACCAGCAAUACUCUGAAAGAAGGCGAUAAACUUACCCUCUCUGGUUGGGGCAGCAUUAAAGUAUGGGGCCGUACUCCUGAUAUUUUACAUACCGUACAAUUAAGUUUUAUGGAACAUGAUAAAUGUUCAAAGAAUGUUAAGAAAUCCGACUGGUUGGGUGAGGGUCAUAUUUGUACGGAUACCUCUUCGGGUCAGGGAUCAUGUCAUGGUGACUCUGGUGGCCCUUUAGUAGAUGAAAAUAAUGUCUUGGUUGGUGUUGUCAAUUGGGGUGAACCCUGUGCUGUGGGCAGACCCGAUGUCUUUGCCAGUGUGGCCUAUUAUCAUGAUUGGAUUCGUGGUAUAUUGGCUGGUGGUGAUGCUUGUUAGGAGGAGUAUUUUAUU